Choloepus didactylus (southern two-toed sloth) is the source of this 631-nucleotide messenger RNA. RefSeq names its product C-C motif chemokine ligand 17 (gene CCL17). Gene Ontology annotation, cellular component: extracellular region. Gene Ontology annotation, molecular function: CCR chemokine receptor binding; chemokine activity. The transcript has 4 exons. Gene Ontology annotation, biological process: cellular response to interleukin-1; cellular response to tumor necrosis factor; neutrophil chemotaxis. NCBI's taxonomy places the organism in Eukaryota, Metazoa, Chordata, Mammalia, Pilosa, Megalonychidae. Bases 161 to 469 code for a protein of 102 amino acids. The record is from RefSeq and is a predicted model, not a curated record.
GAGAAAAGGAUCAAAUUUGCUCUGGGUGGGAAUAAUCCAGACACGAAGAGGAAAAGACUUUGGAAGCAGCAAACCAAAUCACAAAUUGAGGGAGCACACUGAUCCUUGCAGAAGCAGAGGAAACCCCAACACAGAGACCCUCUCCUAGGCUGCUGGCACCAUGCCCCCCCUGAAGACACUGCUUCUGAUCACCCUCCUCCUGGGGGCUUCUCUGCAGCACGGCGAGGCAGCUCGAGCCACCAAUGUGGGCCGGGAGUGCUGCCUCGAGUACUUCAAAGGCGCCAUUCCUUCCCGAAGGCUGGUGACGUGGUACAAGACGUCGGAGGAGUGUCCCAGGGCCGCCAUCGUGCUGGUGACUGUCCAGGGCAAGUCCGUCUGUUCAGACCCCAAGGACCCGAGGGUGAAGAAGGCAGUCAGAUACUUGAAAAGCCUCUCGAAGUCGCAGGGCUCCUCAGCCCAGGAUUCCUGAUCUCCUUCUUGGCCCCCUCGGAGGCGUCACCCCACCCCAAGCUGCCUGGACCCAGGAGCGGCUUGAUGAAGACAGAGGAGCCACAGUGAUGGACACCUUGACCCCUUUUCUGAAUUGUAGCACGGGCACAAAAGAGCCCCCAAUUAAAGUCUUUCUCCCUCA